CCCGAGCGCGUGGUUGCCGAGGCGACUGUUAGGCCGUGGCGCGGCCCGGACGCAGCAGAAACAGCAGAGUUGCUGCGACCGCGUUGGCUAUGGCGCACGAAGGCUCGAGGCAGGAGAGGCAGGUCCGAGACCGCGGGGUGACCCGGUCCAAGGCGGAAAAAGUACGGCCGCCCACUGUGCCAGUGCCGCAGGUGGAUAUUGUGCCUGGGCGGCUCAAUGAGGCCGAGUGGAUGGCGCUUACCGCCCUCGAGGAGGGCGAGGACGUGGUAGGGGACAUCUUGGCCGACUUGCUGGCUCGAGUCAUGGACUCUGCUUUCAAAGUCUACCUGACUCAGCAGUGCAUUCCAUUCACCAUCAGCCAGGCCCGAGAGGCCAUGCUGCAGAUCACGGAGUGGCGCUUCCUGGCCCGAGACAAGGGAGAAUCUGCAGUGGCUGAGGACCCCACAUGGGGUGAGGACGAGGAACCUUCGGCAUGCACGACAGACUCCUGGGCUCAGGGUUCAGUGCCCGUGCUGCACGCGCCCACCUCGGAGGGCCUGGAGAACUUCCAAGGCGAAGUACACUCCUCAGGAACCUCUCCGGUCUCCUUUGCCCCUACUCCUGCUCUCCCCUUUCCGACAUCUCACUGUCCGAGUGCAUUUCCCCAGGACCCUGGGGGCGUGGACCAGAUCCCUUUAGGAAGGUCGUGGAUGGGUCGAGGCUCCCAGGAGCAGAUGGAAUCUUGGGAGCCUUCUCCAGAGCUGAAAGUCACCUCGGCCCCUCCUGCUACGUCAGAGCUGUUUCAGGAGGCAGGGCCCGGCGGUCCUGUGGAGGAAGCGGACGGCCAGUCUAGAGGCCUCUCCUCGGCCGGGUCCUUGAGCGCGAGCUUCCAACUGUCGGUGGAGGAGGCGCCUGCGGAGGAUGCCGACCCUUCUCUGGAGCCGUACCUGGUGGCCAGCUCCCAGGCCUUAACCGAGAGGGGACAGCCGCUGGACUUCCAUUUGUCAUUGGAGGACCUCUACUGUUGCAUGCCCCAACUGGACGCGGCUGGGGAUCGGCUGGAACUCAGGUCGGAGGGGGUGCCCCGCAUUGCCUCGGGCGUGUCGGAGUCCUGCCCCUCUGUGGGCGGCGCCACCGGCCCCUCGGCGUCCUCCCAGCAGCAGCCGGCCGGAUCCUCGGAUGUGCGGCUGAGCGCCCAGCACCACAGGAUGCGCCGCAAGGCGGCCGUGAAGCGCCUGGACCCUGCGCGGCUCCCGUGCCACUGGGUGUGCCCUGUGGCUGAGGUCCUGGUCCCAGACUCUCAAACACGCCCCUUGGAAGCCUACCGCGGAUGCCAGCGGGGCGAGAAGACCAAGGCCCGGGCCGAACUCCAAGCCCUCGGCCCCAGCACCCGUGUCUCCCCGGCAGCGUUCUUCCCUCUCCGGCCAGGCGUUCCUUUCCGUGCCUUGGACUCGGACCCCGCACUCCAGUUCCCCACUUUAAAUUUAGGCCUAUCGUCGCCAUCCUUCAGGUCAAAGCUGUCACUCCCCGACUCCAGGAUCCGCUUCCUCACCGCACACCCGGUGCUCCCUGAUGUGGCCCGCAGCCUUAGCCCCAAGCUGUGGCCCAGUGCCAGGUGGCCCAGCGGUUGGGAGGGGGAGGCCGAGCUGCUGGGCGAGCUGUGGACUGGCCGGACCCGUGUGCCUCCACAGGGUCUGGAGCUGGCAGACAGGGAGGGCCAGGAUCCUGGCAGAUGGCCUCGAACCACACCCCCGGUCCUUGAAGCCACUUCCCAGUUGAUGUGGAAGCCGCUGUUGCUGCCAGAAGCCCUGAAGCUGGCCCCUGGUGUGAGCAUGUGGAACCGGAGCACCCAGAUGUUCAGCUCUGGUGUGCCUGAACAAGAGGACAAAGAAGCAUUUCCCCAGCAGGCCCAGGAAGUUUCUGCUGUGUUGCUGUGGGCUGCACUCAGCAUCCUAGUCUGGGGCGCUGGCUCUGUCUUCCUUAUUCUGGUCCUCCUGCUUCAACUAUGUGUGCAGCUCUGGCAGAAGUCUCAUCCCUGGGACCUCCAGCGCUGCUCCGCAGAUCUGACUGGGAAAACAGCCAUAGUGACUGGGGCCAACAGUGGUGAGUGCUCCUGCCACCCUGAAUCCUCACUGUGGUCCUCAGCCUACAACAACUCUCACAGGGAAGGCAGGGAGAAGGAUCCACUGUCAACACCCUGGUUCCUCCCCUAGAGUGUCCCUUAUUCACUGUAGUCACCACCCAGCCAAAGCUAUCCUCCCACAGGCAUCAGGAAGGUUGUAUGCCAGGACCUAGCUCCGUGUGGGGCCCAAGUGAUCCUUACCUGUCAGAGCAGGGAAUGUGGACAGUAAGCCCUGGCUGAGAUUCAAGCAGCCUCAAACAGUAACGGCCUCCUGCUUGGUGAGGUGGACCUUAGCUCCAUGACCUCUAUUUGGAGCUUUGCCCGGAGGCUUCUACAGGAGAAUCCUGAGAUACAUCUGCUGGUAAACCAUGCUGGUAUGUGCCUUGGCUUGCUUCUCCAAACACCUUUCUGCAGCCUCCUUUCUAGCUCAGGAACCCUAAAACCCUCAAAGCCUAACGUAUGCAAUCUCACCAGAACACUCUAAUCCAUACCCUCCCCUAAAAAGCCAACAUUGAGUUAUAGCCUUAAACUUCAUUGCCCCCAUCUUUGCAUGUACGUGCCCCUGUGGCAUUUCUGCUGAAGGUAAUAUGUCCCUACCAGACCUUGUCUCCCUCAAGGUGGUCCCUUUAUCACUCAAUGCCAGUGUUUUCAUUUCCUCCCAGGAUUCCCCAAGACACUUACCCCAGAGGGCCUGGAUCUUACCUUUGUCACUAACUAUGUUGGGCCCUUUCUGCUCACAAAUCUACUCCAAGGUAAGGAAGGAUGGGCACCUUCUGUGCUGCCCCCUUCCCUGUACCCCUGGCAUUCUAGUGACUAUCUCCCAGGACCACCUCUUGCCUCUUGGCACCCAACUGCUUGCUGAGUGGUGACCCAACACACUUUUUGUGUUACACAUCAGGGAGGCCCAGCUGGCACAAGCCAGUAUUAGAAGGCUGGUAGAAGAAUCAUUCAGCCCAAAAUAUAAUCAGCAAGGGGAUAUGAGAUCCCAGAUCUCCUUCUCCCAUCCCCUAGUUCCAGCCAGACCAGUAGAGUCAGUUUUUGCAACGAAGGCUUCUUGAGGGAGAUACUAGGCAUCAGAAACAGAGAAAGCAAGAAGACCCAGUUUAUUUUCUCAGGGUCGGCCAGAGGUGUAGGCCAUACAGGUGAUACAGUUGAUGCAUUACUGCCUUGGGCCUAAGUCCUUUGAAAAGGCCCUUUCUGAUUGAGAAAGUUUGGCUCCUCCGGGGAAAGGUUCGGGGAGUGGGUGGCAGGCACAUUCUCCCGGAUGUUUUCUCUUAAAUUGUAGAAUAGCCCCUUUAUUAUUUUUGUUUGUUUUUUUUUUAAAAAAUUACUCAUCUCCUUGCAAUGUGAUAGCCUCUUUAAAAGAAAAGCAUUUUUUUUUGGGGGGGGGUCAGGUAAUACAUAUCCAAAGUACAAAAUUGAAAGUGUACAAAAGGAUAUAGAGAGUUUUUUUUUUUUUUUUAACUAUUUUUCUCUUCUUAUACAUCAACCACCUGUUUCCCCGCCGAGAGGCAACUCAGGGUCUCACGUAUCGUUUCGUGGUCAACUAAAUUAAUCCCAACUGGAAAGUGAACAAAGGCAAAACUCUAUGCACCUGCAAGUAUGAUUGUUUUUGUCCCUUUCCACAAAUUGUAACAUGUCAUGACACUAUCUGCAUCUUGCUUAGUGACAGUUUCUUAAACUUCUUUCCUGUCUCCUCUUCUCUAAUCUAUUAUCCCCACUGCCACAUCUAGUAAUCACUUUUCAUCAUGACACUUUCUUGCUUAAAAUCCUUUGAAGGUACCCCUCUCCUUUGUAGGAUGAACUCUAAGCCCCUUCUCUACACUUAGAAGGCCCUGUGCUAGGCCGGGCGUGGUGGCUCAUGCCUGUAAUCCCAGCACUUUGAGAGGCUGAG
Messenger RNA from Chlorocebus sabaeus (green monkey), 3995 nucleotides. Lineage: Eukaryota; Metazoa; Chordata; Mammalia; Primates; Cercopithecidae. The record is from RefSeq and is a predicted model, not a curated record.